Stegodyphus dumicola is the source of this 1396-nucleotide messenger RNA. RefSeq lists its product as uncharacterized. The record is from RefSeq and is a predicted model, not a curated record. NCBI's taxonomy places the organism in Eukaryota, Metazoa, Arthropoda, Arachnida, Araneae, Eresidae.
CGAAUGUAAUAUGCGCAUUUGAAAGGGUUGGUUUCAGUUGAGUGGGCUGGGAUAAUAUUCUGCAUUGCUAAAUUAGGAACGAGAUGGUCGCUUUUCCUUGAGAAAGGUUAGAUCAAGGUUAAGAUUUUGAGGGGGAGGUGAAAGUAGUAUUUGAUGAAAUACGUGUUUUGAAAGCGUAAACAUCCUGUAAGCGCACAAGGCGAGACUUGUGAAACUUUCACUUGAUCAUUACAUUUCGAAGCGGUGAGGUUGGUGCUAUCAUCCUCCAUAAGGAUUACAAUGGAAGCUCGUAAUGAAUACCCAGAAGAUAUGGCUUUAUUUCAACCAAUUUCUUUGCAAGAUAUGUGUAUUCAAACUAUUUUAUCUUCGAUAUUAUGUAUAGCUGAACUGUAUAAUGUAGAACUGAAUAUUCCUCGUAUGAUUUUAAGAGAUAUAAUAGAGAAAGGUCGAUUCUGGAUUGAUUUUGAAAGUAGUUUCUCCUUAGAGAACAGAGAUGUAUUUUGGGAUGAAAGUUUAACUCUCUAUGAAAGAAUUCGAUUUAAUAAGUGGUUUUCUAAACAAUUUAUUGCCUGGUUUUUCUUUGAUGAUGAUGUUAUAUUUCUUUUACACCUAAAGAUUGCACAUAUCACAUUUGUAAAACAUGUAAUUGUUCAAAAUAAUGAGUCUAAUAUUUAUUUGAAAAGCUGCAACAAAUGUUUAGAAUUGUGGUUACGAUGUCAAACAGACACUACCAGAACGAAAUGUAAAAUUUUCAGAAAAUUCAAUCAUUUCUUAUGUUAUAAUGAAAGGGAUACCCUUUCUUAUAUGCGAAAUGAAGAUAACUGGUGUGAGAUAUGUAAGCAAAGUCCUCUGUAUUUCAUUUGCGACGAGAAUUCAUGUUGCAUUUCUUUUGGAAACUUGAUACACGAAUGUCCCCGAAUUAACCAUGAUCACUGUUAUAAUAAUUGCUAUGGAGGUUAUGUAGAAAACUUUUCUUUUAACUGUCGAAUAUGAACAAAAAUACUGAUACAUUAUGGCAAUAUUCUGAUUAAUCAUUUUUAUUUUAUAAACACCCUGAAAUUUUUGUUGAUAUGUAAUGAUUCCAUUUAUGUUUGUAACAAUGUGAAAUGUACUUUUUGUUUUAUUUGAUUACUUAUUGUAUUAUCAAUAUAACAUCUCACAUGGUGUAAUGAAAAUAAUGGGUUAGUUCCCAUAUUGGAUUUACAUCGAAAAAUCGUUUUGAUUUUUUUUUAAAUGUUCAUUUUAAUUUUUGAUACCUUUAUAUAUUUUACAACAGUAAUAUGUUUUUUGUUUCAUUUGAUUUUUUCAUUGUAUCAUGCAUACAAGAAUGAUUAUUUUGUAUUAAGCUUCUGUAAUCCUUUGGAAAAAAAAUAAAAAAAUGGACCUUAUCCAAAAG